AUGGGUCCAAAAGUGUCCAGGUCCAGGGCACUGGGUCUGGCUCCAGCUCAGGGGGAGUUUCGACCGGAGCCAUUCAUCCUUCUGCUCCUACAGCACAGAAUGGCCUCCGACUCCAUGGAGAUUGACGAUUCACUUUACAGCCGUCAGCGCUAUGUGCUGGGAGACCACGCCAUGCAGCAGAUGGCUCGCUCCUCUGUGUUUCUUAGUGGAAUGGGAGGACUUGGGGUUGAAAUUGCAAAAAAUAUUGUCCUGGCUGGUGUUAAGGCCAUCACAAUCCAUGAUACAAAGCAAUGUGAAACAUGGGAUCUGGGGUCUAACUUUUUCAUUCACAAAGAUGAUGUCUCCUGUCAGAGAAAGAGGGUAGAAGCAGUGUGUCCGCGGGUUGCUGAGUUGAAUCCCUAUGUGCAUGUAGACAUGUCAUCCUCAUCAUUAGAUGAUAAUACUGAUCUAAGCUUUCUCAGAAAGUACCAGUGUAUUAUACUGACAGAAGCCAGGUUACACCUUCAAAUAAGAAUAAAUGACUACUGCCACGCCCAGUCACCUCCUAUCAGGUUUAUUGGUUGUGAUACCUAUGGCAUUUGCGCAAGAGUGUUUUGUGAUUUUGGUGAAGAAUUUGAAGUUUCUGAUUCCACUGGAGAAGAGCCUAAAGAAAUAUUUAUCCAAAGUAUUACACAGGACAACCCAGGUGUGGUUACGUGUAUGGACAACCACCCACAUGGCCUGGAAACGGGGCAGUGUGUGAUCUUUAGAGAGGUCUAUGGCAUGGACCAACUUAAUGAUACCAUACGAAAGAUUUCAGUCCUUUCACCUCAUAGUUUCACAAUAGGAGACACAACUCUACUAUGUCCAUAUGCACAUGGUGGUUUUGUGGUGCUGGUCAAAACUCCAAAAAUGUACACAUUUGAAACAAUGGAGAAACAGCUUUGUGAUCCUCAGGUUGUUAUCCCAGAUUUGAGCAAGCCAGAGGCACCUCUGCAAAUUCAUGUUGCCAUGUUGGCCUUGGACAAUUUUCAGCAACAACAUGGCCGACUCCCAGACAUCAAGCAUUUGCAAGAUACUGACAUUUUAAGGAAGUUAACUGAAGAAGUUAGUUCUACUUUGACAAACAAGCCUCCUCUAAAUUCUGAGUUAAUUCGAUGUUUGGCAAGAACAGCUAAAGGAGUCCUACCUCCUCUCGCAGCAGCUGUCGGAGGGCUUGCCAGUCAGGAGGCUUUGAAAGCCAUUACAGGAAAGUUUGCACCUCUUCAGCAGUGGUUUUAUAUUGAUGCCGUGGAAGUAGUCAGUCCAUUGCAGUCUGUACCUGUAGAAGAGUUUUAUCCGAGAGGAGACCGGUACGACGGAUUACGAGCUUGCAUUGGUGAAUCAUUGAGUCUGGAACUACAAAAGCUCAGAGUGUUUAUGGUGGGAUGUGGCGCAAUUGGAUGCGAGAUGCUAAAGAACUUUGCUCUGCUUGGAGUUGGACUUGGUAAAUGUUCCGGAGAGGUUAUCAUCACUGACCCUGAUUUGAUAGAAAAGUCCAAUCUCAAUCGGCAAUUUCUUUUCCGGCCACAUCAUAUUCAGAAACCGAAGAGUACAACAGCAGCCGAAGCAACACUAGAUAUUAACCCGGACUUGCAGAUCGAUGCUCAUCUCAACAAAGUGUGUCCAGCGACUGAGGGGAUCUACAGUGACUCCUUCUUCUCCGAUUUGAAUAUAGUGGUGACUGCUUUAGACAAUGUGGAGGCUCGCAGAUAUGUGGAUAGCCGCUGUCUGUCAAAUCAAAAAGCACUUCUGGACUCUGGUACUAUGGGCACUAAAGGUCACACAGAGAUAAUUUUGCCAAAUUUAACAGAGUCCUACAACAGCCAUAGGGACCCCCCAGAAGAAGAAAUUCCAUUCUGUACACUCAAGUCUUUCCCUUCCGUUAUAGAGCACACCAUCCAAUGGGCAAGAGACAAGUUUGAGAAUGCAUUCACCCAUAAACCAUCCUUGUACAACUCAUUCUGGCAGUCCCACUGUUCAGCAGAAGCUGUCCUUCAGAGGAUGAGGGCCGGAGAAAGUCUGGAGGGUUCCUUCCAGGUCAUGAAGUUGUUGAGUAGAAGGCCAGGCCGUUGGGAGCUGUGCAUUUCCAUUGCUCGUCUGAAAUUUGAGAAGUAUUUCAAAAUAAAGGCCCUUCAGCUUCUGCACUCCUUUCCUCUGGACACAAGGUUAAAAGAUGGAAGCUUAUUUUGGCAGUCCCCAAAACGUCCCCCAGCACCUAUUGACUUUGAUUUGCAAGAUCCGUUGCACUUUGCUUUCAUUGUCAGCACAGCUCGACUUUAUGCUGAGAUUUACAAUAUUCCCUACACUGAAAAGGAUCUUUCUGAAGAGGUUGUUGGUAAAAUCCUCUCAGGUGUGGCUGUUCCACAGUAUCAGCCAACAGACAAGAGUAUAGUGACGGAUGAGACUGCUAAAAAAACUGAGAUUAAAUUGGCAACAAGCAGUGAAGAUGAGAGGGAGGCCAUUGAACAGCUGGAGAAAGCCAUUGCGACCAAUGGCAUCACACCAGAGACACUACAAAUGAUUUCAUUACAAUUUGAAAAGGAUGAUGACAGAAAUGGUCACCUGGACUUCGUCACAUCAGCAUCAGCUCUGAGAGCCAGAAUGUAUGCCAUUGAACCUGCAGACCGCUUUAAGACCAAGCGCAUCGCUGGAAAGAUUAUUCCUGCCAUUGCUACUGCAACAGCAGCUGUGGCAGGACUGGUGGCACUAGAGCUGAUAAAAGUGGUUGGAGGCUAUGGGUUUGAGUCUUUCAAAAACUGCUUCUUCAACUUGGCCAUCCCAGUCAUGGUGCUCACCGAACCAGCCCCCGUGAAGAAGACACUCAUUCGGAACAACAUCUACUUCUCUAUCUGGGAUUGUUGGACAGUUUUUGGACACCAUGAUUUUACUUUGUCAGACUUUAUGAAUGCAGUACGGGAAAAAUAUGGAAUUGAACCUACUAUGGUUGUAUAUGGAGUCAAGAUGUUAUAUGUGCCCGUCAUGCCUGGACACUCCAAAAGACUUAAGCUAACGAUGCAGAAACUUAUCAAGCCAUCAGCAGAGAGGCGCUAUGUUGAUCUCACAGUAUCUUUUGCACCAGAGACAGAAGGAGAGGAGGAUUUGCCUGGGCCUCCCAUCAGAUACUAUUUCAGCAGUGGUGGGGAAAAGCCCUGA
Messenger RNA from Knipowitschia caucasica, 3174 nucleotides. Lineage: Eukaryota; Metazoa; Chordata; Actinopteri; Gobiiformes; Gobiidae. The record is from the annotation of a GenBank genome assembly.